UUAAUCGAGGUACGAAUCGAAUUCUAUAAUCGCUGACUUUUUGUUGCUCAAAAUUCGCUCGAAAUGUGAAAUAUUGCUCAAAUGUUGCCCAAAGUGCGAAAAAAAAGUGCUCAACGUUGCUCAACAUGCAAAAUGGUGCUCCAAACAAAAAAAGUGCUCAAAAAGUGCUCAGCGCAAUCGGGAAAGGCCUACUAAUAAUGAAAAAUAUGACCUUAGAAAUAACGGAAUUAAUUUUCAACUGGAUAAACCUAAGACUAAUUUCCUCAAAAAAAGUACUAGCUACUCAGGGGCAAAAUGCUGGAAUAAUUUGCCAAAUGAGAUUCAAAAGAAAUGACGAUGGGACACAAUAUUUUGUAUAUAUUCUCUUAGACUUUAACUGUGUGAUAAUUUGUAUUAUAUUAUAUUUUAGAUGUAAUUUUUAUUAAACUUUGUAAAUAUUAGUUUAAACGGCCUCUUGAAAAACGGAUCAUAGGUGUUCUGAAGAGCUACCGUUUUAAAAUAUUUGUAAAUAAUAAUAAAUUGAUAUUUCCUUUCCUGUUCAUUAAUACUGAAAAAUUUGUAUUUUCCGAUGUAUUUUUGUACGACACGACUUUGUUUAUCUGAUUGUCUCGCUUUAUGAAACAUAUAAACCUUUAUAUUUUUCGCUGUGUAAUAUAAAUAAACUCUGUAUCGUCUAUGAAGAACAAAUUUUGCACUCGCUCGUUCGUUUAAUUUGCGAAAACAGAUUAUAACGCGUGCGUAAAUACCACACGUAAGUAUUUCCCAUGAAAAAAUCUCUAUAUACUAUUCGGUUAUCCGGUUAUCCGGUUAUCCGGUUAUCCGGUUAUCCGCUACCCGGGUUUUCUACCAUGCCGAUCCCGACUCUGUCUCCUGAUCGGAUGAUUGUAUUAAAGUUCUCUGAUUGGUUCAAAUAGAACAUCUAUAACCAAUCAGAGAGUUUUAAUACGAUCAUCCAAUCAGGAGACAGAGUUAGGAUCUGACCCUAAUUCAAACUGAUUGGCGCGGCUCAAUGAAUCAAUUACCGCUUUCGAUCAGCGGUUUAUUUUUCCUCUCCCCUUCGCAAUGAAAAUAAUAUAAAUAAACCUCUGGAACCAGGGUAAUACUUGGAUAACUUUUCUGACUUUGCGGAGAUGCGCGUCUGCACCACAGUCUAAGACAUUCGUUACUCAGACUAUAUGCACACGGUACCGUUUCUGAGCUUUUUCGGUUUUUGGUUGUAAUGCGUUAAUUUCUGAAACUGAAAGUACCAUUUUCACGUACGUUCUGUUCACACGAAAACGUAUGAAAACGACGUCAGGAAGCAAAAACGUUUCAAAUAGUGAAAACGAUGCCAAAGAUUCGUUCUCUACGUCUGAAACGUUUGGUCAUUUUCGCACUUUGUUAUUGUGUAAACAGAAAAGUAGAAGGCGAAAAUGAAAUUCCGUGUUUGAAUUUGGAAACGAAGACUAUAAAAAACUAGUGCUUUGUCUGAAAAUGUUGCGAGAAAAACGAUCAAUGUGAACAAGGCGCCUAAACGCUAAAUUUGAAAACGGCACUGCAAAAACGCUCAAAAACGUGACCCGUGAGCACAUAGUUUCAGUCUCAAGUUAGGACUUAUGAAAACACAGUAUAAAUUAUGUUAAAUUUAAAUUUUUUUCAGCUUUAUAUGUUUAAUAUAAAUAAAUUAAAAUAAUACACCUAUCUGAAAACAAACGCACGAAAAUAAAAUAGUGCUAAUCAUUGAGCUGUGGUUGCAGUUAUUUCGAUUUCGUGACCAUAUAUUUGUUUGUUCUUAGAAUGUCGUAUUUUAUAAAUAAAGCAACCCGAUUCCUUUUUAGCAACAACCCACGAACAGGCAUCCACAUUUCAAAACAAGAGCCAUAUUGGUGUCCCUCAGUUACUAGCACACCAAUAUGAUUCUCAUUACCUAAAUCUAACCUUUACAAACUUUUGAAAAACUCGGCAAAUUCAACUAGCGUCACUCGGCAAUUUGACAUUCGACACCCCCCAAUCCAUAUCCCUUCGUAACAGCCCUGAUUCAGUGAAGAGGAAUUCUAUUCCAUUUCCUACAGUUGCACAAACUUGAUUAAUCCCCCUUGAGCCACAGAACAUUUCCCAUCUUUGUAAGUAAGUGCGAUGUUGUUUUUGUGUUCCCUGCCGCCACGACUGCAUGAUAAUUUCUGAAGCCCCUUCUGAAAUGCCUCUGUUGAGGAGGUGACUCCUGACAAGUGGCAACAUAAUAUCUCCAGUUUGUUGAACAAUGGGUGUAUCGCCUGUGGAUAUAUCCGUUUGUAGAAUCAGCGUGUUCUGUCUCCUAGGUAAAAUCACAGGAUAUUGUAUAAUCAUAUUCGAUCAUUAGGUAAGGUCACCAAGCUUGUGUGGGCCAAUAUGGAACAACAAUCAAGGCUGUGGCUUGGUCCUUCUUUACUUUUUGAAGAACUUGGUGAAUAAUGCAGAAAGGAGGAAAAGCAUAAAAUUUAUACAUUCUCCAUGACAAAUGAAAAGCAUCAAUUGCAUAUGCUUCUGGGUCUGAUGUGUAAGCAACAUAUGGCUUAACCUGGUAAUUAAGCCUAGAGGCAAACAAAUCAAUAUCAGGAAAAAAAAACAAUUUUGAAACUACGGAAUUAAAAAUGUCCUUGUUAAAGGCCAUGUUACACGGUGCAAUUUUUCUUGCAACUUGCAAUGCAAUUCUACUCUUGAGAGAUGUAAAAUUGCCAAAUACGAGUCUUCGUUACACUCCGCUGAUGUUUUCUAAACAUAUCGAAAAUUCUAGAUCUUCACUGAUUUUACUAAUUAACAUCUCUCAAGAUCUUGCAUUGCAAGUUGCAAGAAAAAUUGCACCGUGUAACAUGGUCUUAAGAGACCAUUCAGUUUCUCGUCGAGAUGCACGAGAUUCUGUAUCAACCGCAGUGUUUUGUUUACCUGAAAUGUGUGCCAAAGUGAGCCAUGUAUUGUUAAUUAUACACCAUUCCCAGAUUUUUGACACUAAUGAUUAUUUGCUUUAGAAUGACAGGUGCCCAUGUUGUGAUAAAAAAACACAGCAGUAGUGUUAUCAACUAGCAGUUUUACUGAUGUUUUCCGGCAACUGCGGAGGAAAAAAAGAUUGCAACGCCGAGAAAACUGCUAGGAUUUCUAAGUAAUUUCUGUCAUUUGCCGUUUCAUCAGGUGUACAGUUUCUACCUGUUGUUGUGGUGUCUAUACAGGGCCCCCAUCCAGUCAAAGAUGCAUCGGUAGACGUAGUGACUUCAACCUCCCCAUGGUUUAUUGGGUUAUAGGCGUCUGGUAGGGAUGUUAUCCACCAUUUUACAUCUGUUAUAGAUUCCUGUGAAAUAGACAUUCCCCCUCAAAAUUCCCUUUACUUUGUUUAAGGGUAUUUGUUUUGUCCAUUUCCAGAGAUCUAUAGUGGAGUGGGCCAAACAUUACCCCUGGGAAGCUCGAUUAAUUUUUUAGCCCUUUCAGGCGUCAAUGACACACACAUCUUUAAGGAGUCAAGGACAAAUCCUAAAAACACAAUUCGUUAACGUUGUGUAGGAAUAAGUAUGGACUUCUCUGAAUGCACAGUAAACCCAAGUUUGUCUAAAAAGCUUAAAGUAUAGCUACAAUGUUCUCAAUGCAACGUCAUAUCAGGCUGAUUUUAGCCAGGAAUCAUCAAUAAAAACGACUGAUGUGUGGCCAUGCUUCCUUAAGUAAGCAAAGGCAGGUUUUAACAGCUCAGUGAACUUCCGAGGUCAUAUACAUACUUCCAUUGGGAAAACAUACAAAUUUGUAUAUCUGCCCUUGCCACUGAAAUUUUAAAUAUUUGUGAUAAUCAGCAUGGAUUGGCACUGAGUAAUAUGCAUCUAUGGAAGUUAGUAAAAAAUGGUAUGUCCGAAAAUUUUUUUCUUUCCUUCCCCCCACCCCCCGCUCGCCAACAAUUUUGGGAAAAGAAAUAUUAAUUAGCGACUGAAAUGUCCGUCGGGCACGACUUCCGCCACGCCCUUUUGGUCAGGCAAAACAGCUCACACCCCCGCAGCCGUAAUACCCAAGUUACGCCCCUGUUCGAAGACCCUAAAAAUAGAAAAUUGUCCGGGUGACUAUGCCCCUGACGAUUUGCCCACCCCCUCCCCCCACUCGUAUGGGGCUGGUUACGCCCCUGGCGUCAUGCUAUGUGGGUGAUGUACAAAUGAUCCAUUGACCUGCUGAGGCAAAUCUACCUUUCCUAUCACGGGUUUAAUUUCGCACGGUUGAACUAAAUAAAAAUAUUCAAAAUAGUAUAUUCAAAACAAGAGCGCACAGGGCAGUGAACCACAUUUCAUCUCCAGUAUAUGUACAUUUAUUAUAUUACGAUAUAGAUUAAUAGUUCCAAAUGAAGACCCUACAGUAUCGUCUGUAUCGAUAUCUUGGCCGCUCAUGCACAAUACUUGGCAAUUGCAUGAUGGCAUAUGUUUUGAGUUAUUUUGCCGACACAAUGUUAAGUGGUUAUGCAUUAUUUGUUCCUUUAUAUAUACGCAAACAUGUCCUUUAGAACCUGGGGGUCCUUAAAAAAACAGGGGGUCCUUAAAAAACCAGGGGGUCCCUAAAAAACCAGGGGGUUACAUUUUAUGUAGCAGAUGCGGUUUCUCUUCAAGUCUUUUUUAUUAUCGCUUAUUUUUUUCACAGGAAGAUGUUCAAUCGCUUGUUAUCGACAACCACUCUUAUUCUAGCAGAUAAACUGGCAUUAUUCUUAUGAUGGCUAAAUGAUACAGGAUGCAUGCCAACAAGUCAUCCUUCAUCUGCAAUAUUUAUAUAUUGUUUCUUAGGGACUGGUCAUAAUUUAGCAGGGGGGGAGGAGGUGUAAUUCAAAAUUUUAAGGAAUAAUAUUUUGUCACCCUGCUUUGCCAUAACCCGGAAAAAUUGUCUUUCGCUCGUGUCGGUAAAUAUGUACCUACCUACUACUAAACCCCGCAUUCAAUAAAUUUUCUAAUUGCUCUUUAAAUUUUCUAAUCGCACUUUAAAUUAAAUACUAAAAUUUAUAUUAUACGAAUACAUAGCCAUAUAUAAAACUUUAGUUUAUCAAGCCUAGCUUGAUCCUCCUCUGACGUUGACUCGCCGAACUCUUGACGGCGGAACAGUGAAUGUCGUUAAAUUUAAUUGAACACAGUGAUUUAUAUCAGUAACUUUUCAUUUUAAGUUUUAAGAAUCAAUUUUUUUCAAUGCAACUCAAACAAAAUGUUAGAAGGCAUGUAUAAAACAAUUAAUUGAACUAAAACAGCUGACUCCCCCCCCGGCCUUCAUAAACUGUCUAAUAUAUUAUGAACCCCCCUCUUACCUGGCUAAAAAAUAUGUGCCCCCACACUGUUUCCGCCUCCCCACCCCUCCUGCUAAAUUAUAACAAGUCCCUUACUAUAACUAUAAUUACUAGUAACUUACUCUCCAGUUAAGAAUAAAUAAUAAAUAUAUAUUCUAUUAAUAGUAACAAAUUUCAUUUGGUAAUUUCUAUCUUUUUAAUUUUUGUCUAUAGGGUGGAUGUGGAGAAACGUUUUUAUAGGAGAGGUAUGAUUGCUUCAGCAAGUCAAUGGGUCAUAUUAAACACCUAUACAGUUAUCAGAGUGACUCUAUUGUUCACGAUAGUCAAGAGGCGACUCAAGAGGCGACGCUAAAGAGGGAGGGGGGAGGGAACACCCCAGUCAUCGGGUAGUCGGCAAAAUAUUUGAAUCGGCCCAGUCGGCAAAACACGAAUUUGGAUAGGAAGGAAAAUAAUAACAUAUUUGAGUGACGCUGAUUAAAAAUUAAUGAUAAUUAAGAUGUGGAGAAAUUUACGAAAAUAUUGGAGAAUAAUGGAGCGAACAACGGUAGUUGAAAUUUCAGUUACAGCCCACCAUUCAAAGAGGUCUAGCGCCAGCCCUGACUAUAGAUAAUCAUUGGGUCGUUCUUGCAUGCAUCAGUAUACAUGCGUACACGUCCUCACGUUGGUCCAAGGCAAAUGAAAACCAUCUAUAUCUCAAAUUACAUAUACUGUUUAUGCAAAUUUAACGUUUCUGGUUACAUAUACACGUUUCUGGUUAACACUUUCUGGCUAUAGAUAAAUGUGGACACCUGGUCUCUUUUUAUAUAGUGUUAGAGCUAUAAGAGCGUCUGCGAGGGAGACACUUUUUGUACG
Messenger RNA from Paramuricea clavata, 6097 nucleotides. The record is from the annotation of a GenBank genome assembly. Lineage: Eukaryota; Metazoa; Cnidaria; Anthozoa; Malacalcyonacea; Plexauridae.